Messenger RNA from Pelobates cultripes (western spadefoot toad), 438 nucleotides. The record is from the annotation of a GenBank genome assembly. NCBI's taxonomy places the organism in Eukaryota, Metazoa, Chordata, Amphibia, Anura, Pelobatidae.
AUGCUCCUAUUGGACCGCAUGCACUGGGUCCCACGGCCCAGACAUCGACGAGACACAACUCCUCGAGAUAUACUACUAGGAGCACAUUAUUACGAUAUGAAGGAACAUAUCCUCAGAGCCAGCAGGAACAAAGCUAAACCACCAGAUGAUUACCCCAAUCAGAAGCUCUUCAUGGACCUCUCUGCCACGAAACUCGGCAGGCAAAGGGAUUUUGCACUAAUUGUGGAAAUCCUGAGAUCGAACGGCACACGAUACCGCUGGGGGUUUCCUACCAAGAUGCUGGUAAACAAAGAAGGGAGAAUAAUAUCCUUACUCUCCCCCGAAGAUGGUCUACCUAAGCUGAGAUCCUGGGGCCUUGAAAAUAUGCCGGAUGAACAAGCGGACACCCAGCACUGGAGAAUUAAGCUGGACUGGCACAAAACCCACAGCAAACGAUGA